Ophidiomyces ophidiicola is the source of this 594-nucleotide messenger RNA. RefSeq lists its product as uncharacterized. The transcript has 5 exons. Gene Ontology annotation, cellular component: nuclear speck. Gene Ontology annotation, biological process: mRNA splicing, via spliceosome. Bases 1 to 594 code for a protein of 197 amino acids. The record is from RefSeq and is a predicted model, not a curated record. Gene Ontology annotation, molecular function: RNA binding. NCBI's taxonomy places the organism in Eukaryota, Fungi, Ascomycota, Eurotiomycetes, Onygenales, Onygenaceae.
AUGUCUCGCAGCGGCACCACCCUCUAUGUCACCGGUUUUGGCCACGGUACUCGUGCACGAGAACUUGCGUACGAAUUCGAACGGUAUGGUCGACUUGUUCGUUGUGAUAUUCCGGCACCUCGAACUGCUGCUAGCCGCCUCUUCGCCUUUGUUGAGUAUGAAAGUCGACGUGAUGCAGAUGAUGCAUAUCAUGAAAUGCACAACAAACGAAUUGGUCGCGAUGAUGUUUUGAAGAUUGAGUGGGCCCGUACUCCCCCAUCUGCUUCAUGGCGAUUCGAUUCUGGCCGUGAUCGCCGCCGCGACCGCUCCCCACCUCGCCGCAUGCGAUCCCCUUCACCUCGCCGCAGCCGUGGAGAUUAUUCCCCACGUAAAGAUGAUCGUCGCGACCGUGACUACGACCGUCGAGACCGCGAUCGAUCUCGUAGCCCAGAUGAUCGCGAGCGUGAGCGUGAUCGCGAAAGGGAUCGGGAUCGGGAUCGGGAUGACCGUGAUAGGCGAGAUGAGGAUCGCGAGAACGGAACUAAUAACGAUGACAGGAAAGUUCCCUUGGAUUCUCCCACCCCUGCUCAUGAUGAGCUAGAUACUGCUGAGUAG